Tetrahymena thermophila SB210 is the source of this 567-nucleotide messenger RNA. RefSeq lists its product as hypothetical. The transcript has 3 exons. NCBI's taxonomy places the organism in Eukaryota, Ciliophora, Oligohymenophorea, Hymenostomatida, Tetrahymenidae. The record is from RefSeq and is a predicted model, not a curated record.
AUGGAUAUUAACGAGUUAACAAAGCAAGUUAGUUAGAACCUGAAGGAAAAUAUAUCUUUGCGUAAAGAAAUAAAGGAAGGUUUCAAUUCAUGGAAAAAGAAGCUUUUUGGAUCUAAAAAUGAAGAUUCUGGUUCAAAUGAAAAUAAUUAAAUAGCGCAAAAUGAAAUUGAACCUUAAAAAUAAUUUUAAAUAACAGAACUGCAAAAGAAUUUAGAUGUAAGUAAUUUAACUAAGCAGCAAUUAGAGUCAAUAGAGAAGUUAAAUGAAGUUUUGCAACAAUCCAUAUAAAAUAAGAUAAAUAUCAGUUUUAAGACUCUUUAGAAAUGGUAUUUAGUUUUGAUGAAUGAGCCAUCCCUCGGAAUGUAUUACAUUUAAGAACAUAAUAUGAACGUUGUUGAAAAUAAUGUAGAAGAUAAGAAAGAACUUAAAAAAUUAAAUAGAAAGCUAUAAUACACAACAGAAUAACUUUAUAAUACAAAAAAAGAAUUAAAGGACAUAUCUAAACUAAAUGGUGAAUGGUCUAAUAACAUGUCUGAAUAUAUCAAUAGGUUAGGAAAAGCUCUAUGA